AUGCCAACUAUAAAAACGAAACUUAAUAUUGAUAUAGAUUUCCCAGAAGAGGAUGUGCCGUAUGAGGAAGAGAUACUGCGUAAUGCUUAUUCCGUAAAACAUUGGUUGCGUUAUAUUGACCACAAAGCUAAGGCACCCAACAAUGGUGUUAAUAUAGUGUAUGAACGUGCAUUGAAGGAAUUGCCUGGCAGUUACAAAAUUUGGUACAAUUACUUGCGCACUAGGAGGAAACAGGUACGUGGACGUCCAUUGAACGACCCUAUGUAUGAAGAAGUCAAUAAUACGUUUGAACGUGCGUUGGUUUUUAUGCAUAAAAUGCCACGCAUUUGGAUGGAUUAUGGUACUUUUAUGACUUUGCAAUGUCGAAUAACACGUACCAGAUACGUUUUUGAUCGCGCCUUACGUGCGCUACCCAUAACGCAGCAUCAUCGUAUCUGGCCACUGUAUCUGAAGUUUGUACGUCAGUUUGACAUACCCGAAACUGCGGUGCGAGUUUAUAGGCGAUACUUAAAAUUAUGCCCAGAUGAAGCUGAGGAAUAUAUUGAAUAUUUAUCUGAAGUGGGCAAAUUAGAUGAUGCGGCUCAGCAGUUAGCUACGAUUGUAGAUAAUGAAAAUUUUGCUUCAAAAUUUGGUAAAUCAAAUCAUCAACUUUGGAAUGAGUUGUGUGAGCUUAUAUCUAAGAAUCCGCAUAAAGUGCAUUCACUGAAUGUGGAUGCUAUUAUUAGAGGUGGCUUGAGAAGGUAUACGGAUCAAUUGGGUCAUUUAUGGAACUCUUUGGCGGAUUACUACGUACGUUCCGGUUUGUUUGAUCGUGCACGUGAUAUAUAUGAAGAAGCCAUACAAACGGUUAAAACAGUACGAGACUUCACACAAGUAUUCGAUGAAUACGCACAGUUCGAGGAAGUUUCAUUAAGCAAACGUAUGGAAACUGUUGCGAAUGAUCCAACCUCUACAGAGGAGGAUGAUAUUGAUGUUGAACUGCGCUUGGCACGCUUUGAAUAUCUAAUGGAACGACGUUUGUUGUUACUAAAUAGCGUGUUGCUGCGUCAGAAUCCACACAACGUUCACGAAUGGCACAAGCGUGUUAAGUUGUACGAAGACAAGCCGUUGGAAAUCAUCAACACUUACACAGAAGCUGUGCAGACUGUCCAACCAAAAUUGGCCGUUGGUAAACUGCAUACAUUGUGGGUCGAAUUCGCCAAGUUCUACGAGGGUAAUGAUCAAAUUGACGAUGCGCGCGUCAUUUUUGAAAAAGGCACCGAAGUUGAGUACAUCAAAGUGGAUGAAUUGGCGUCUGUCUGGUGUGAAUGGGCAGAAAUGGAAAUAAGGCAAGAAAAUUUUGAAAACGCACUGAAGUUAAUGCAAAAGGCAACGGCGAUGCCAAAGCGUAAGGUGGCAUAUCACGAUGACACAGAGACGGUACAAAUGCGUCUUUACAAAUCGCUAAAAGUUUGGUCGAUGUAUGCAGAUUUGGAAGAAUCAUUUGGCACUUUCAAAACCUGCAAAGCCGUGUACGAUCGGAUAAUCGAUUUAAAAAUUUGUACUCCACAAAUCAUUAUAAAUUUUGGACUCUUUCUUGAGGAGCACAAUUACUUUGAGGAAGCAUUUCGCGCUUAUGAAAAAGGCAUUGCUCUAUUCAAGUGGCCAAAUGUCUUUGAUAUUUGGAACUCUUAUUUGACAAAAUUUUUAAAACGUUAUGGCGGCACUAAACUGGAACGCGCACGUGAUCUUUUCGAGCAAACAUAA
Molecule: messenger RNA, 1746 nt
Organism: Teleopsis dalmanni
Lineage: Eukaryota; Metazoa; Arthropoda; Insecta; Diptera; Diopsidae
Product: pre-mRNA-splicing factor syf1 homolog
Exons: 5
Coding region: 1-1746 (581 amino acids)
Biological process (GO): mRNA splicing, via spliceosome; generation of catalytic spliceosome for first transesterification step
Cellular component (GO): Prp19 complex; post-mRNA release spliceosomal complex; U2-type catalytic step 2 spliceosome
Molecular function (GO): protein binding
Source: RefSeq, a predicted model, not a curated record